Molecule: messenger RNA, 8473 nt
Organism: Clarias gariepinus (North African catfish)
Lineage: Eukaryota; Metazoa; Chordata; Actinopteri; Siluriformes; Clariidae
Gene: rbm15
Product: RNA binding motif protein 15
Exons: 1
Coding region: 134-2710 (858 amino acids)
Biological process (GO): regulation of alternative mRNA splicing, via spliceosome
Cellular component (GO): nucleus
Molecular function (GO): mRNA binding
Source: RefSeq, a predicted model, not a curated record
UGGCGGACGUGCUUGUUUUGCAUCUAUGAUAUUGAGCGAAUUGCAGUAUUUUUUUGUCUAAAUUAAUUAACUUUAGUAGUGUAAACGCUUUGUAUCAGUUUGUUAUAAACAGUUGAGUCGCAGAAUACCCAUCAUGAAAGGAAAAGAAAGGUCGCCAGUAAAAAAACGCUCAAGGGCCGUGGACGAUGUUCGAGACAGGGGAGGAAGCCACCCGAGCAGCAAGAAAAUGGGGGUUGUGGCGAUUUCUGGCGGAAGCAACAAUGGAAACAGCUCCUCCAAAAGCGAAGGUGGUUCAGCGAGAAGGAGUUUACUGGGAGACAAAAGGGAUAGUCGGGACUUUGACGGCCAUGCUUCCAGUCGCACGGGAAACAGUCACAGCUACACCAGCCCUGUUGCUAGCGCUAGCAGCAAGAAUCACAACUCCAGCCUGUCGCUUGAAGCGGCCGCGAGGAGCAACUCGCGCUCAGACCAGCGCAGCCAGCUCGGCGCUAACGAGAGUGAGUACAAAACGCUAAAAAUAAGCGAACUGGGAUCGCAGCUGAGUGACGAGGAGAUCGAGGACGGUUUGUUUCAUGAGUUCAAGAAAUUCGGCGACGUGAGUGUAAAAAUUAGCCGCGUUAACGACGAAAGAAUUGCUUUUGUGAACUUUAGGAGGCCUGACGAUGCCAGGGCGGCGAAACACGCCCGAGGUCGCCUGGUGCUCUAUGACCGGCCUUUGAAAAUCGAGGCGGUGUACAUGAACAGAAGAAGGAGUCGAUCACCCGUGGAAAAAGACCACUUUUCUGCCGUGGCCAGCCACAGACAUUUGCACACCCAGAGGCCUCUGUCACCUACAGGGCUCGGUUACAGAGACUACCGGCUCCAGCAGUUAGCACUUGGUCGACUUCCUCCACCCCCACCUCCUCCCUUACCUAGAGAGCUGGAGAGAGAAAGAGAGUUUGCUUUUUUUGAAGCCAGAGCAAGACCGGCUUACAUUGCUGAACGAGCUCCUGCCUUUCGCGAGGAGGAUUUUAUUUCUCCUGAGGAUGACCAACGAGCUAACAGAACGUUGUUUUUGGGUAAUUUGGACAUCACGGUAACAGAAAAUGAUCUGAGGAGGGCAUUUGACCGCUUUGGAGCCAUCACUGAAGUGGACAUUAAAAGACCCAGUCGGGGACAAAGCAGCACAUAUGGCUUUCUUAAAUUUGAGAACUUGGACAUGGCCCACAGAGCAAAAAUCAGCAUGUCAGGAAAAGUGGUCGGACGAAAUGCUAUUAAAAUCGGUUAUGGAAAGGCGACCCCAACUACACGCCUCUGGGUGGGGGGCCUCGGACCUUGGGUUCCCUUGGCUGCAUUAGCAAGGGAGUUUGAUCGCUUUGGUACUAUUAGGACUAUAGAUUACAGAAAAGGGGACACGUGGGCUUAUAUUCAGUAUGAAAGCUUGGAUGCUGCGCAGGCUGCUUGCACACACAUGCGAGGCUUUCCUCUUGGAGGGCCAGAUCGACGGCUCAGAGUGGAUUUUGCAGACACUGAACACCGCUACCAGCAGCAGUUUCUGCAGCCGCUCCCUCUACCCCACUACGAGGUCGUGGCUGAGUCCUUUGUUCACCGUGCAACCCCUGAAGCCAUCAGGGUCAGAGAAAGAACUCCUCCGCCACUGCAUUUUCGAGAACGGGAGCUCUAUGCUGGUGCAGAGUGGCCGGCUCCUGCCAUCCGUGAACGCGUAAGAACGCCUGCAUUUGAACCUCUGGAGCACCUGGAACGGGAUCGACGGCCUAGAGAGCCGUGGUCCCUGGAGCGGGAGCUUCCAAGCAGAGACGCUGCAAGAAAAAGGCGACUUCUAGAGGACGGAAGGCAUUUAGAUUGUUCACCUGACAGCAGCAGUGAGUGGGCAGUUCGGCGCCGGAGAGCCCCAUCGACUGAAGGCAGCCCAGGAGGUAGCAGCCGUGACGGCCGCUUCAGUGACUCUGAGCGACCAACGAGAGCAGAACGGCUGUCACCUGCACGAGAGCAUCGUGGUAGCCUAGAGCGGGCUCCUGGAGAGAAGCGCCUUAAGAGCAGCAGCAGCUUGUCUGAGUCUAGCAUUGGCGCAAGCCCGUCAGAGAGAAAACGCAAAGCAAGUGAAGUGAGCAAAGGGCCUUCAAAAAGAGAGCGAGGUGAAGGCAGUUCCAAGGGCGGUCCGUCAUCCAAGCAGGACACUGGCGGAAAGCUGAGCAUGGCCUGGAAUGGAAUGCUGCUCCUGAAGAAUAGCAAUUUUCCAGCCAGCAUGCACAUUCUUGAGGGAGACCUGAGUGUGGCCAACACCCUUCUGGUCGACGGCAGCACAGGAGGCAAGGUGACGCAGCUCCGCAUCACACAGCGUCUUCGGCUCGACCAACCCAAGAUGGAUGAGGUGUCGCGCCGCAUCAAGGUGGCAGGCCCAGGCGGGUAUGCCAUUCUCCUAGCAGUCCCUGCCAGCUCAGAGGAUGCAUCUUCGUCCUCCUCAUCGACAGACCCAGCGGCUUCAACCCAGCGUCCCCUCCGCAACCUGGUCUCAUAUCUGAAGCAAAAGCAGGCAGCUGGGGUAAUCAGUUUACCUGUGGGGGGCACUCGCGAUAAGGACAACGCGGGGGUGCUGCACGCAUUCCCACCCUGCGAUUUCUCUCAGCAGUUCUUAGAUUCCUCUGCAAAAGCUCUUGCCAAAACAGAAGAGGACUAUCUUGUCAUGAUCAUUGUUCGUGGAGCAUCCUAACAAUCAGAACACACACACACACAAAAAAAAAUGCAUUGUUAUACAAAAGAAAUGUCUCAUUUGCAUGCUCUGUUAAGCCUGGUGCAGCAACCGUAGUUUAAACAGUUAUUAAAAGGUUAUGUGUCAUCUGUUCUGCCAAAUGCAAUGCAUGAAAAACAUGUCUCAUAUAGCAAAAUUGGUUUUCAUAUUGCAAUAUUUGCUCACAUUUGCAAGUUUAGUUUCCAAACCAAAUCUCUGUGAUACUGUUUGAAAGAGUAAAAGAAAAGGCAUACACAGUUUGAAAACUAAAUAUUUACACUAUACACUGUACUGCUGAGAAACUUAUACAUGACUUAUACAUGUUUGUUUAGCCAUUAGAUUGUAAGCAGUUCCCUGUAAGGAUAUUAACACGAAUGUUGGUUCAUGUAGGUAUAUUAUAUUUUUUUAUUUAAAAAAAGAGGUUAUUAAGUCAUUGUGGUUUAAUGCUUGGAACAAUCAGUUAAUGAUGAAGAGAAAGUGUAACAUAGACCUAAGUGUGUAGUUCUAUAGUUCAUUUACAGCAGUCCAGGUAUUUCUCACUUAAACUGCAUGUUGACUGUUGUCCUGUUUUGAAAUCCUUACGGGGUAGAUCACAGUUCAAAAACUUGCAGACUGUAAACUAAUGUAUCUGUACUUUAGUAUUGAAGUGUUUAUCAGUGUGUAACUGGGCAAGCAUUUCAUGAGGCUACAAAUUUUCUCCAAGAUUUUAUUAUAUCCAAGGCAUCUUAUAUGAUCUGAUUUAUUUUGCUCUUCUUUUAAUUCUAACAUGCUUCAAAGCCACCGUUUGCACAGACCAUUGUGCAUAGCUUCUGAUUCUAAUUAGAAAUCCUUUUGUAUUUGACAAGACCAUCUGUUCUAAAAAUAGUUCUGUUGAGACAUUUUCCAUUUUCACCUUGCUUUUUGCUCUUCCCUACUCAUUUCUGUUCAGAUUUUGUAAUGUAGUGAGCCACUAGUUUCUACUGAAUUCAGUGCUUUUAUUGUUUUGAUUUGUUUUAUUUUUUUUAAAAGUAUAAAUCUUGCCAGUAGAACACAGUAUAAAAAAAAAAAUUAAGAACACUUUAUAGAAUAGCAGUAUGUAAUGCAUGUGGCUUAUUCAUUUUUGUCAGCAUUGGUCUCAGUUUUGUUCUCUAUGCCACAUUAAAGGAAUUGUUAAAUUGAUGUCCAGGUACUAAAAUGCGAGUGGAAAAAUGUUCUUCCGAACUGAUAAACAUAAUACAUAUGGUGAUGUAAUUCUACUAUGACCUUUAUUUUUCAUAAAGUAACACAUUUAAUUUUCAGCUUAGGGCAUACUUAAAGCAGGGCCGCACAAUUGGGGUAAUAACUAGGGUUCAAUGAAAAAACACAAAUUUGUAAAUAGAAGAUAGCAUGUGUGAUUGUGCAGUCAGUGAUUAUACCACCAAAGAGUUUUAUUGGAGUAUGCUUAAUUUAAUCGGAGCAGCCCUGAAUUUAAGUGUGUUUUAAGUUGAAUAAUCUGCUGCAUUUGCAUAGUCUGUUAUAGACAUAUAGAAUACUUUUCUACCCCCACGCCAAGUUUUUUUUUUCCCCAUUUCUGUCAAUGCUGAGGUUUGUUUGCAGUGUCUUGAGUCUGAUUAUAAUAACAAAUGUGUUAAUGCCAUCUGUAUUAUGCCAUCUAACAUUUUAAAAUCACACUAAAUUGCAUUUUUUUUAAAGCAGAUUGGUUUGUGAAUUAAGGUAAUUAAGCUGUUUUAUAUGUAUGGAUGAGUGGGAGAUACUGUAUUUUCAGUAGCCAUCUCUCAGGAUGAAAAAAGGACCGUUGCAACCGAGGACUUCCCGUGGCUGGAAUGAGAGAAAAAAAAAAAGAUUGAGUUGAUACAGGAGCCCUUUGGAUGCAGAGGGGCAAGAGCUUUUUCCGUUUAGUGAUUGUGUAUUCUCGCUGAGAGAGCAGCUUCACACUUGUGUAAAUGUUUUUGUGCUUACACUUCCCAUAUUUAAACGGAAAUAUGACCAUCUUGCUUUGUGGUGUGUUUACCUGGUUUCUUGAAGGAGAGGAAAAAAGAGGAAUCGCUCAUUCACAUCUCGCACAGCUAAGAAAUAGCUGUCCACAUACACACAAAAAAGUGCACUGGCACUUGUUUGAUUUUGUCUUACUAUCAAUAAAUUGUUUCAUUUGAGGGAGAAAUGUUCAUUCGUUGGAAAUGAAUCAAAGACCAGCUCCGCGGUCACUUUGCGGUUGUCUUUCGAUGGAAUUGUUGCUGAUUGUUUCUGCUCAAGAAAAAAAAUUCCAUAUGUGGAUCAGUGGUGACUUUAAGAGCCAAGAGCAAGCGCAUUCUAUUGCUGUGUUGUCAGUGUUUUCCCAGCAUUGUGUCGUGGAGUUGCCUGGCUUUGCUAAUUAACAGCCCUUGCACACUCCUGCCGUAGACCUCCCCCAUAUUCCUGAGGGAAGUAAAAGCAGAAAGAAGGGAGCUUUCUCUGUAGCAGGCUUGUGCUCUGCUGCUGACAGAGUCAGAGGGGAGAUGGUGAUUGCACAGACCUACAAAUAAGAUGCGAGUUUUGUUCCAGCACUGCCACUGGUGUCAUCCAAGGUGCUUCCCUACCUCCAUCAGCUGGAAGAGGUCAGGUCCGCCAUUACCCAACUGCUUUGCAUUGACAGCACAACCACCUGCGAAUUAAAGGUCAAAUUUGAAUACUUUCUAUUUCGGUGGAGCAAGCAUUUGUUUACUCCAUCCUUUGGUUUUUGCACAUUUGAUUUUAUUUUUCCACUACAUUGAGAUGUCAGUACAGGAAGAGGAUUUCGAAGAUAAGAAAAUGGAGAGCGAUAUAGAAAGUAAAAAGCCCUUCUAGGCCCUGAAUGAAGACUCAUAGUUUUGUCUUCCUCCACAUGCUUUUGUGACAGAAGUAUUAAAUCUACACCUGUCUUAAAUUGACCUGAAAUUCAAGUGUUGCCAACUAGACUGCCAGUUCCUCAAACAGCACAGCAGUAAACACAUGGAGGUACUUUCAAGAAGCUACAGAUGGAGAGAAUAAAGGCCUCCUUUCUUCCUUAAUAAGCCAUUGUGUCCAUCUUCAUCACCUUUCCAUCAGGUCAUCCAGCAGUCCGUGCCUGCCGGAUGGUGGUGAGUAGGGCUAGUGUGUUUUUACCAAGGCUGUUGCGCAAAGCCUGUCUGCUGAAGGUAAGUAUCAGUUCAGGACAGAAAGUAACUCACUCAUGUAGGAUUCAACUGCCUUUAUUUUGACUGACAAAUCCACAGAUCAUAUAAACCCAUUUAGCUGCAUUAUUAAUCUGACAGGAGUGCAAUAACUUUUGCAAAUUUGUUAACAUGUAUUCAUACAUGAAUUUAUUCAUUGUGUGGAUAAGAAUAUGUUCAAGAAUAAUACUACAAAAAAACAGUAUUUGUUACUUUUUAAGCACUGGUUUACCAGGCAGGUUUAAGUUAAACCGUAAUUUCUGGCCAUAAAUCUAAUCAACGUACAAUAUUUCACCAGUAUGUGGGAUAUGUGUGAAUAACAUACUUUAGAGGAGGUAAGUCUCGCACAUAUGUAAAAUUUCAGUGCUAUCACCUUUAAUACUACCUUUAUUUUAACUCCGUUUAAACCCCAGCACCACCAAGUUGCCACUGUUGGGAUGAAGGACUUUACCACUUAAUUGCUGUUUAAUUAAGUGUUUAAUUAGAUAAAAUGUAAGUUGCUCUAGAUAAGGGCGUCUGCCAAAUGCUAGACAUGUUUUUAGAGCUAGUUUAUUUUUAUUUUUAUUCAGAUAGUGACCCACAGUGAUCCACAGUCGGUCAGUAUCUGAAUAUAAAACCCAGUUCUAAAAACAUCCAAAGACACCCUGAUCCAGGACAAAUUACAUUUUAUAUUACUGUAUAUGUAUAUUUGACUGAUCUCUGGAAAGGUUUGUAACUACUUUGAUGAUCAAGCUGUCCUGAAGCAUGACUUAAUAAGCAUUUAAUAUAAUUGCUCAAAUUUGUCCUACCUCAAUGUGAAUAUUAUCCAUAUUAUAGAAGUAAUCUCAGGAAUGUGGUAAAAAAUUAAAAAUCCAGAAAAUAACCUUCAGUGCCUGGUUGUAAAUUGAUAUUUACAAUUGGCUCUUGUUAAGUUGGAGCUUUACAAGUGUUCACAAAAUUGUGUUGAUGCACAGCAGCAGCAUCUACGAUUCCCACACAACCCCCGACCCCCACCACCCCCAGAAUGGAAAUUACAAGUCAGAGGUUCGCAAAUCUGGUUGUGGGUUCCACUGCACACAUUGAAUUUACUCCAUGUUGUGUGUGAAAAUGGAGAAAUUGGAAAAGACUGAUCAAAAUCUGUAUAUUGAGUGAAAAUUAAAUAAGGGAUAUCUUAUCUUAAAACAGAACAUUCAGCAAAGUCAUUGCAUAUUGAAUAAGGUGCAACUGAUUUGUGCUGACGAAGACACAUCAGUUUAUGAUGUAAAUAUUUAGACCAUACACACCAUCUUUCUUAAUGUCUAUGUUGCAGUGAGAAGAACAGAUGGUCCACUGUAAGAUUUCUUUGUCCUUGGAAUAUAGGUAACUACAAACUGUGUAAUUUUACUGUCAUAUAGUCAUUAUUGGACAAUAUAAUAACUUUAAUAGCUUUUUAAUAUGGUGAUUCAGGUGUGUAUAUACUUUAUGUACACACACACACAUAUGUACAUACAGCACACACAGAGGAUGGACACAAAAAAGUGCCCUUAUAAGAAAUGUAUGGCUAGAGUGCAUCUUGUCAUUCCAUGAGUCUCUGGAUCUAUAGUGGAGGGUUUGUUCCUUGUUCCUCUAAAAGAUUUAGAAGAAUUAUUGGGGUCAACUUGGAAGAGACCACUAAUAUUAAGAUAGAAAGGUUUCCUUAUGGGAUGAUAAGGUAAAUAGUAAGAAUGAUGUAUUGAAUUAUUCUGCCUCUUUCAUGUAAGGCACAUGUUUUUUUUUCCUCUGGUAUAAAACAGUUACAUCGGCCUGCCUGAUCAACAGCCAUUUGUAAAUUGAAGCAGGUGUGUCUGGGCAUGGAACACACUUAGAUGUGCAGCAUCCCAUGACUGAGCCUGGGAACCCAUGCUGUGAUAAUACCCUAAAACACAAGUAAUAGUUUUCCAGGUGGUAUGUAUUUGUAUGUAUGUAUAAAGUGUUAGAAGUUAAAUCUGAUUAGAUCAAAAUUAGAAAUGAAUAAAUUCGAUAAAUGUGCAUUGUUUCCUUAUUGUGUGCAAAAUUGCAUUGACUCAUACAGGUAUGCUGUGUUUAAAUUGCUGGAGUGUCAGUGGUGAAUAUGAUAAAAGUUCUGAUGUGACAUAUAUCGUAAGGGACCCUCAAGUGUUUACAAUUUGAUCACUAAGGAAACAAGUUGGGUAUCUGUCAGAUAUAAAGAAAGAUGUCAUUUAUUAUUAUUAUCUUUCCUGUUGUUUGACUUUACAGUAAUAUUCUACACUGAAUCCUCUCCAGGAUGAUGCGAACCCUGACCGCAGCAGUGAUAAAGUGAUGAGCGGUUUGUCUCCAAUAGCAGUAAGUAAACAUUUCUCUUUACUGACGCUGACGGUGCUUAUUUAUCGUUUUUUUUUUUUUUUUUCUAACAGUACCAGGUGGUGGUAUUGGAUUGUGAACUUCAGUGUAGAUUGAGUUCAUCAUUUACUUAAAGCAUAAAGAACCGUGGCCUACGAAUAUUGCUUCCAAACUGUAAGUAGUUGAAGCGUGCAUGUGUGCUCAAAAUUGCUAAUAUUCUUGGUUUGUGGAGCUUUCUAAAUGGCAUAUUGCUGAACUGCAAAAUUGUAUCUGAAAUCAUAAUAAAAGCUCUAUAUUUUUC